Molecule: messenger RNA, 3597 nt
Organism: Pneumocystis jirovecii RU7
Lineage: Eukaryota; Fungi; Ascomycota; Pneumocystomycetes; Pneumocystales; Pneumocystaceae
Product: U2 snRNP complex subunit RSE1
Exons: 13
Coding region: 1-3597 (1198 amino acids)
Biological process (GO): mRNA splicing, via spliceosome
Cellular component (GO): U2 snRNP; nucleus
Molecular function (GO): U2 snRNA binding; protein binding
Source: RefSeq, a predicted model, not a curated record
AUGAGCGCGAUAGCACCAAAUAUGUUUUUAUACUCCUUAACUUUGCUUCCUCCAUCAGGUAUUAGUGCAUCAGUGGUUGGACAAUUCUCAGGUCAGAAGCAACAAGAAAUAAUUGUUGCUCGUGGAUCACGUCUGGAGCUUCUUAAACCAGAUCCUAAUUUGGGAAAAAUAAAAUCAUUGUUGUCUCAUGAUGUACAUGGAAUAAUACGUACAUUGGUAGGAUUUCGUUUAGCUGGAACUAAUAAGGAUCAUUUGAUAGUUGGCUCUGAUUCUGGUCGUAUUACAAUUUUAGAAUACAAGCCUGAUUCUAAUGCUUUUUCUAAAGUUCAUCAAGAAACAUAUGGGAAGUCAGGCGUAAGGAGAGUUGUUCCUGGUCAAUAUCUUGCAGUUGACCCUAAAGGGCGGGCCACCAUGAUAGCAUCAAUUGAGAAAAAUAAGUUGGUAUAUGUAUUAAAUAGAGAUUCUGCUACAAAUCUUACAAUUAGUUCUCCUUUAGAGGCUCACAAAAGUUGUUCUUUAGUUUUUCACUUAAUCGGAAUGGAUGUAGGGUAUGAGAAUCCCGUGUUUGCUGCUCUAGAAGUGGAUUAUACAGAAGCAGAGUCUGAUCCUUCUGGAAAGGCAUAUCGUGAAAUACAAAAAGUUCUUACAUAUUAUGAGCUUGAUCUUGGAUUAAAUCAUGUUGUGAGAAAAUGGAGUGAUCCAGUUGAUCGAAAAGCUAAUCUUCUUGUUACAGUUCCAGGUGGAUCUGAUGGUCCGUCUGGUGCUCUUGUUUGUACUGAAGGUUCUAUAUUCUAUAAGCAUAAAGGGAAGAAAACUCAUAGAAUACCUAUUCCAACACGUAUAGGUUCCUUAGAAAAUUCUCAAAAAAAACAGAUUAUAGUAUCAUCUGUUGUUCAUAAAAUGAGAGGUGCAUUUUUUUUUCUUUUACAAAAUGAAGAUGGAGAUUUAUUUAAAGUGACUAUUGAUUCGAAUGAUGGAGAAGUAGAAUCUUUAAAGAUAAAGUAUUUUGAUACGGUGCCUGUCUCUACAGGGUUAUCUAUUUUAAAAUCUGGUUUUUUGUUUGUAGCAAGUGAAUAUGGAAAUCAUCAUUUAUAUCAAUUUGAAAAACUUGGGGAUGAUAAUAAUGAAAUUGAGUUUUCUAGUGUUGAUUUUCCUGUUUUAGAUUUAAAUGAAGGAUAUGAACCUUCAUAUUUUCGUCCUAGAUCUUUGGAAAAUUUACUUCUUGUAGAUGAUUUGAAUAGUAUGAAUCCUUUGAUGGAUUCAAAGGUUAUAUUGAAUCUUACGGAUGAAGACGCUCCGCAAAUAUAUGCUCUUUGUGGUAGAGGUCCAAGAUCUACUUUUAGAACUUUACGUUAUGGUUUAGAGGUUAAUGAAAUAGUUGCAAGUGGGCUUCCUGGUUCACCUACUGCUGUCUGGACAACAAAGCUUACUUCAUCUGAUCAAUAUGAUGCAUACAUUGUGCUUUCAUUUGUUAAUGGAACUUUGGUUUUGUCAAUAGGCGAGACUGUUGAGGAAGUUUCUGAUACAGGAUUUCUUUCUUCUAGCCCAACAUUAGCAGUACAACAACUUGGUGAUGAUGCAUUAAUUCAGGUUCAUCCUAAGGGAAUAAGACAUAUUCAAGCUGAUAAGCGGGUUAAUGAGUGGAAGACUCCUCAACAUCGAAGUAUUGUACAAGUAACUACAAAUCAGAGACAAGUUGUAGUUGCAUUGUCAAAUGGUGAAAUUGUUUAUUUUGAGUUAGAUGAUGAAGGGAACUUAAAUGAGUAUCAAGAUAGAAAACAAAUGACAGGUUCUGUUACUAGUUUGAGUAUCGGUCAUGUACCAGAAGGACGGCAACGUCAUCCAUUUUUGGCUGUUGGGUGUGAUGAUAGUACUGUGCGUAUUAUUUCUUUAGAACCUGAGAAUACUCUUGAAAGUUUGAGUGUACAGGCAUUAACGGCACCUCCAAAUUCAUUGUGUAUUAUGUCUAUGAAAGACGGGAAUAUUGAAACAUUUUAUUUGCAUAUUGGUUUAUUUAAUGGAGUUUAUUUAAGAAGUGUACUUGAACUUUCUACUGGUCAACUCAAAGAUACUAGGACACGAUUUCUUGGUUCUCGUCCAGUGAAAUUAUUUAGUGUUACGAUUCAAAAUCAACUUAGUGUUAUUGCUUUGUCAUCAAGACCUUGGUUGUCAUAUAUCAUUAAUGCUUCCCUUCAUCUUGUGCCUCUGAUAUAUGAUAGCCUUGAAUAUUGUUGGGGUUUCUCAAGUGAACAAUGUUCUGAGGGUAUUGUAGGAAUUCAAGGUCAAGAUUUAAAGAUUUUUAUGGUUGAAAGGCUUGAUAAUGUUCUUAAGCAGGAUUCUAUAUCUUUGAUGUAUACUCCUCGUCGAUUUAUUAAGCAUCCUGAUGAACAUAUAUUUUAUAUUAUUGAGUCUGACCAUAAUGUUCUUCCGCUAAGUGAACGACAAAAACGAGUUGAAGGAUUGCAGAAUGGAGAUCAUAUUUUGCUUCCAGAGGAUAUUGGGCUAUCUAGAGGAUUAUCUGGAAAUUGGGCAUCAUGUAUUACAAUUUUGGAUCCUCUUUCUAAAAAGAUUCUUACUAGAAUUGAAUUAGAUGAUAAUGAGGCUGCAUUUAGUAUUGCAAUGGUAACUUUUAAAAAUCAAAAUGAUGAAAUAUUUCUGGCUAUAGGAAGUGGAAAAAAUGUUAUUUUAGCACCUAAAUCGUUUUCUGCUGCUUAUAUUAGUAUUUAUCGAUUUAUUGAUCAAGGAAAAUCUAUUGAAUUAGUUCAUAAAACUGAAGUAGAUGAUAUUCCAUUGGCUUUGCUAGGAUUUCAGGGUAGACUUUUAGCUGGGUUGGGUAAAAUGUUACGAAUUUAUGAAAUGGGAAUGAAAAAAUGUCUUCGUAAAUGUGAAGUUCGGGCUGUUCCAAACUGUAUCGUUCAACUUCAUACUCAAGGAAGUAGAAUUAUAAUUGCAGAUAUUCAGGAGUCUAUUCAUUUUGCUGUUUAUAAAUAUCUUGAAAAUCGGUUGAUAGUUUUUGCUGAUGAUGUUAUUCCACGGUGGACUACGACUUCUACAAUGUUAGAUUAUGAAACAGUAGCUGCUGGAGAUAAGUUUGGAAAUUUUUGGAUUAAUAGAUGUCCUCUUGAAGUUUCUGAAAGUGCAGAUGAAGAUCCUUCUGGUGCUCAGCUUAUUCAUGAAAAAUCAUAUCUUUUUGGUGCUGCAAAGAGAUUGAAAAUGUUAGCUCAUUUUUAUAUAGGAGAUACAUUCACAUCAAUGCAUAAAGUUCAAUUAAUUGCAGGAGGACGUGAUAUUAUUGUUUAUACUGGAAUGAUGGGAAGUAUAGGUAUUUUUUUACCUUUUGUAGGAAGAGAAGAUGUAGAUUUUUUUCAGCAAUUGGAAGCGCUUAUGAGAACAGAAGAUCUUUCAUUAAUAGGCCGAGAUCAUUUAAUGUAUAGAGGAUAUUAUGUUCCUGUGAAAUCUGUUGUUGAUGGCGAUUUAUGUGAGAGAUUUUUAAUGCUUCCAUAUAACAAGAAACAAGUAAUAGCUAAUGAGUUAGAUCGUGAAAUAUCUGAAAUAGCGAAGAAAAUUGAAGAUAUGCGAGUAAGAGUGGCAUUUUAA